Molecule: messenger RNA, 3057 nt
Organism: Torulaspora delbrueckii
Lineage: Eukaryota; Fungi; Ascomycota; Saccharomycetes; Saccharomycetales; Saccharomycetaceae
Gene: KAP114
Product: karyopherin KAP114
Exons: 1
Coding region: 1-3057 (1018 amino acids)
Biological process (GO): protein import into nucleus
Cellular component (GO): nuclear envelope; cytosol
Molecular function (GO): small GTPase binding
Source: RefSeq, a predicted model, not a curated record
AUGGAGCCGGAUUUGCUUUUUGAUAGUCAGCAGUUGAUCAAGGAGGCCCAAUCCGCUGACGAUGUGGUCAGAAGAAGUGCUGAAGCUCAACUUUUAGAGCUCUCUGAUCGCGAUGCCUCACUCGUGUUCCUUUCGUUCAUGAAAGUUGCUAGUGAUUCACAGGAACUUCUUUCUUCCCGGCAAUUUGCAUUAGUCUCGCUAAGGAAACUUAUAACAAUGUAUUGGAGUCCUGGCUUCGAAUCUUAUAGAUCAUGCUCGAACCUGAAGGAGGAAGCUAAAGAGACAGUAAGAGACUAUCUCCUGAAACUCUGUCUAAAUGAUCAGGAAAUAUCCAAAGUCAUUAGCGCAGCAGCAUACUGCGUUGUCCAAAUUUCAGCGGUUGACUUUCCUGACCAAUGGCCUAAAUUACUCACAGUACUCUACGAUGGGAUCCUUAAUAAGCAUUCACUUUCAGCAAUGUCGCUAUUAACUGAAAUCUAUGACGAUGUCAUGUCAGAAGAGAUGUUUUUCGAGGAAGGUAUCGGAUUGGAGACCAUUCGCAUCGUAUUUCAGAUUGUUAGAGAUCCAAACACCAACUUGGAGGCAAAAUUGGCGGGAUUUAACUUAUUUCAUGCUUGCUUGCAGCAAAUACUGACAGUCGAUCUUAAUUCAGCUCCAAAACGGAAAGAGAUGACAGUCGAGUGCGCUAAAGAAGCCCUUACGGUUUGGGGUGAACAUUUGCAAAGUCACUCCAUCACGGAACAUUCAUUGCAAUUGCAAAUUAAGGGAAGGAUUUACGAGGAUUUGUCUUUGAUGAAGAACGAGUUAUCCAAGAAGUUGAUCCCAGAUGCUCUUUACGUGCCUUUCAAAGAACUAGUGUUGAUUGACCUAGAGACAGCUGGUAAAGUUUAUCUCUCAAUUUCCCAGGGCUUUGUCGAAGGGUACCGACUGGAUGACUUGAAUGAAUGUGCCAUUCACAUAAUCGAAUUUCUUACAGCCACAUGCCAUUUCACCAUGGAUUCAGCAGAAGUUGAAAGAAUCAUCACAGCUUUGGGUGAGCUGUGCUGUCUGGAUAACGAUACAGUCACCCUUUGGUUGGAAGACUUCAAUAGUUAUAUCUCUAUGGAAAGUGGAUUGACGGCAUCAUACAGUGUUAGAGAUCAAGCAUCGGAGCUACUUACUUCGAUGGACGGGCGAAACUAUAGCCUAGUUUGUCAGCAUAUUCUCUACAAGGUGUCUCAUUUGAACGAGUGGAAGCAAGAGUGGAAAUUUCAGGAGUCUUUCUUGUUCUUGGUACAAGCGGCAGCUCUUAAUGAAUCCUUACCAUCUGGCAAUUUCAUCAACGAGAUAAGAGAAGUUUUAUCCUUCUUAGGAUCAAUGCUAUGCUCUGAGGAUGUUGUCAGCUUUGUCAGCUCUAGAAUUAUACUUUUAUUGCCCAAGAUCCUUGAAAAGUACAUGGACCUUUUGGAUGAUGUCAGGAUAUUAACUUCUCAUCUCCUAACGAAGUCAGCGGAAUUAGCUCUCGCGACCAAUGAUGAUAUUAUAAAAGCCUCUGUUCUAAUAGCCUUCACGUAUUGCUCGAAUUUUGCUGAACUAUCAUCGGUCCUUGGACAAGAAGUGUGUGAAAUUACUCAAAAGAGAGUUUUAGGUUUGAUUGCACGAAUCUCUGAGGAUGCGGAAGAUGAUACGGACGGGGUGCUUAUGGAGGUAUUGAACAAUGUUAUUGACUGCAAUACUCCAGGAGUGCCCAACAACGAGAUUGUACAGACAGAGUUUUCCCUAGUGUUGAAGAUUUCGGCGAAGGAUCCAGCUAAUAUACAGAUUGUUGUCGAGUCACAGGAAUGCCUUGAAAAGCUUCUAGAAAACCUGGAUAUUGACCACUAUAAGAAUUACGUCGAGACUUGGUUGCCGUCUUUCAUGAAGAGCAUUGAGGGGAGUGCUCAGACCAAGUAUGCAUAUUCUCCACUACUCUCACUCGUUUUGCAAUUCUUGACCACCUUCCUAAAAAAACCGACAGACUACCAGCUGCCAACAGUCAUGUGUAACCUGACUUUUGAGCCAUUACGCCAAAUUUUAUUGAAUUCAGAGGAUGAUGAGACAAUACAACUAGCUACCGAAGCUUUCAGCUAUUUUCUCUAUAACACCGAUCCUACGGUAGUAGCACCCCACUUAGAGGCCAUCGUCGCGAUAUUGGAUAGACUACUUUCAUUUGAUGUAUCGGACGCUGCUGCCAUGUAUGUGGGAUCACUAAUAGUCACAGUGUUCACAAGAUUUUCUACCGAAAUAGAGAACAUGAUGCCUAUCAUCCUUAGGGCUGCAGCCAAUAGGCUCAUUCAAGCCAAGCAUCUAUCCACAUCUCAAAAUCUUUUAUCUGUCUUCUGCUUCUUAACGUCAGUCGACCCUCGACAAACCGUCGAUUUCCUUUUCGGUUUACAUCUUGACAACACCGAGCAUAAUGCUCUUUAUUCGAUAGUUUCAAUCUGGUUAGAGUCCUUCGAGUCGAUCAGAGGUGAGAGAAGAACCAAAGAAAAUGUGAUAGCUCUCAUAAAGUUAUAUCUACUACAUGACAAGAGAUUGAUGGAAAUGCAAGUCAACGAUGAAAUUAUACCAUAUGAAGGUGAGCAAAUCAUAACAAGAUCCAUGGCUAAGAAGAUGCCGGACAGAUACUCACAAGUCUCGGUGUACACCAAGAUUAUCAAGCUUUUUGUUGCGGAACUCAAUUUCCAGGACAAACAACCAGACCCAGAACGAUUUAUCACUAGCGAUAUGGCUAAAGAAGGCAAUAACGGUAAUAGUGAUAAUGACACAGAUUCUGAUGGUGAGUGGGAGGAUGUGGAAGAUGUGCUCAACUACGAGAAGUUACAAGAGUAUGUCGAUGAAAGUGACCAAGAUGGUGAAGGCUCUGAUUCCGACGAUUUCUUCGCCAGUGCAAUCGAUGAGUAUUCCAAUGCGAGCGUUAGAGACAUUCUUGUAUCAUUUUUCAAGGAAGUUGCAGCCAACAACACUGGUGGAUUCAGAGACAUUUAUAACUCAUUGACGGAAGUUGAGAAGAAAAUUUUGAGUGAAAAUUUGGUCUAA